This is a messenger RNA of Pomacea canaliculata, 3267 nucleotides long. Its product is annotated as death-associated inhibitor of apoptosis 2-like. Bases 171 to 899 code for a protein of 242 amino acids. Gene Ontology annotation, cellular component: cytoplasm; nucleus; spindle microtubule. The record is from RefSeq and is a predicted model, not a curated record. NCBI's taxonomy places the organism in Eukaryota, Metazoa, Mollusca, Gastropoda, Architaenioglossa, Ampullariidae. Gene Ontology annotation, biological process: negative regulation of apoptotic process; regulation of cell cycle; positive regulation of protein ubiquitination. Gene Ontology annotation, molecular function: ubiquitin protein ligase activity; cysteine-type endopeptidase inhibitor activity involved in apoptotic process. The transcript is spliced from 3 exons.
CGUGACGCCAGCUGAUCAUUCUCGCAUUCUGCCGAGAAGGAAGGUGAGGUGUAGACGUGUCGGACCGUCGGCGAAUGAUGCAUGAGCAGUUCAUCGAUCAUCCAGUGACACAUAGAAAAAGUCAACAUUUGUUUUAAACUUCAGGUCGAAACAUACGAAAUAAGCAAGCCAUGAAUUUCUUUGAUCAACAUCCACACAGUUCAUUUGCCCUCAACAGCCUGAAUGGCGGUUCAGGAUCUGAAUCUUCAGGAAAACACGCGCACCAUGAUUUUUUCCCGGAGACGGCUAAAAAAUCUGGUGAAAUUACAAACAUUUUAGGACCUACAGCAGGAAGCAAAAUGAUUACGUAUCUGCUAGACAGUCCAGCUGCUCAGGCAGUACUAGAAAUGGGAAUUCCAGGUGACAUCAUUAAGCUGGUAGCGACAGCUUACCAGAUGGAGACUGGAAGUGAGUUGAAAAGCGCUCAAGAACUUUAUAAGAUGUCAAGUGAUAUAAAAGAUAGCCCAGAAAAAAUGCAGGAGCUAAUUAGCAAGAUCUCUCUAAGUGAACAGAAAAUAGAUUAUGAGAAGCAGAAGAUAGAAAAUGAGAAGUCCCAGCCAUCUUUCCCUAAAAGUUCUGAGAACCACUCAGAGAUGAUGUUGAAGUUCUCAGAGAAUAGUGGAAAGGUCUUGGCUACAGCACAGCUCAAGCAACAUGUGCGUGCCCUGGCUGUUGAAAAUAAAAAACUGAAGGAAAGGAAGAAAUGUCGGUCCUGCAAGACAGUAGAGCUUACCUCUAGUGGUGUAACAUUUUUGCCCUGUGGUCAUUUCAUAACGUGUGAGGCAUGUGCUGAGAAGCAUGAAAAUUGUCCUGCAUGUAAUCAAACAAUCAUGGGCACAGUUCGCACUUUCUUGGCGUAGACUGAUAAAUUGCCAGACCUUACAGCAGCCCAGGCUGUUCUUACCUGUCGUUGCAUUACCUUGGAACAGAAUUUUUAGUUACAUUUUUUGUCCGAAGAAAGAGUCUUUAUAUAGCACCUAACACUGUUGACCUAUUCCAUGUCUCGAGUAUUUACAGUAUUAUUAUUUACUUAUCUGAAAUCUUUUUUUCCUAAUUCAUAUAAAAGAAAGUACACAUUUGGAAUUCUAAGGUCUUUUUCUUUGAAAUGCAUAUUAUAACAGCUAAGUUUAGAAUUUUGUGGAGUAAAAUUUGUAAAUAUCUGUUAGUUGAUAACAUACUAGCAAUAUGGACUAUUGAUAGAAGAUUAUUGGAACAACAAAGAACAAGGUUCAGAAAACUAGAAUUAUCAGUUUUGAGAUGCAAGGGCCAGUUGUUUCCCUAAAAAAAGUCAAGUUUACAUAAUAAGGUAGUGAGUCUUGUAUAAAGGGAUGAUAGUAGAUGUUAUAAAUGUUGAACCCAUGUCUUUGCUCUAAUUCCAACCUUGCUGGAGUCAGUUGUAUGGAUGCAUGCUAUAUAUGUCGAGAGACCUAUGCUCCAUCCUGCUUCUGUGCUUUGGCAGGGAAGAAAGCCUAGAUUCUGAUCCUAUUUUAGCAGUUGUUUACAUUUUCAUGGUAGCUAUAAUAACAAGGAACAAAAAAAUAGGUUUUAGAAAAGGAACUGGCUUUUCUCAUGCAGAAAUCUAUUGAAUUAUUAUAAAUGUGAUUGUACAACCAGAUGCAUUGAAAAGAAAAGGAUAUGAACAUGUAAGCAGUUUACUUACUGGUGACUGAGGCAUAGGGAGACCUACAAUCUCUGAACUGGUCAGAACUGCUGAUGUUUGAAUUUUCUUUUAGAUGCCAUUUGUCAGUGUGCUGGAGAAGAGCACAAGAUUUUCUGCUAGCCAGGCCUGUUCCUUCUUCAAAUCUAUUGGUCCAUUUUUUAUUUUUUAUGUUCAUAGUCCACAAAGGCAGGUGUAUGGAGAACUAUGCUGAUAUCAUUUGCACUAAGUGCAUAUGAAGAACCAUACUUUAAUAAUAACAUUAUGCCAGGUUCUAGCUAAAAGCUACUUGCACAGGCAUGCAUACACACUUUGAUGGGAACUAAAACUUUUUUUUUCAAACCAAAGAAAUCUAUUCCCCCUUCUCCUACCAUUUAAAUUCAUCAAAUAAAAUGUCUUCCAUAACAGAGGUCAUAAUUUUCUUUCAAAUAAAACUGGGGAUGGUGUAUAAUUCAGUGCACCAAUAUAGUCAUUAUAAAGCCAGUCACCUAUUAGAAUUUAAAAAGUUUGCUUAAAAACCUAUGAAAAACCUUAGAAUUCCAAAUGUGUGCUUUCUUUUAUAGGCAAUAAAAAAAAAAAUAAGCUGGUGUUUUGUUCUUUUUCACCUUUUUAAGAUAGCUGUACGAUUUUCGCCAUAGGAGGUGGCAUAGUUUAUGGUGUGAGUGACCUAAAUAAGAUAAAGAGCAUCUUGAGCACACUGCUCUAAUACACCUGUCCACUUAUUGUCAUAACUUUUGUUUUGAGUGAUUUUGAUAUUCAAGUUUAAGGAUUGAACAAAGUGCUUACUAUUCAGAUGUACAUUUUUGGAACUCAAGAUUCAUGAGUUGAAUGUUACUGCCUGGGAUGACAAAAUCUGAAGAGAGAGGAGUUAAAUCAGAGAUGAAGUAGAAUUCCUCUCUGGUCACAUUUUUUCUCCCAUUUCUUUUUUUCCCCUUAUACCCUUUUCUAUGAACCUUUUCUUUAUAUUGGAUGACACUAUCUUUAUUAUUUCCAAGUCAUUGGGGAGAGCUGUGUAUUUCAGAGCAUAUAUAUUUCCCCUCACCACCUUAAAAAAAAAACCCACUAUAUUCUUAGAAGGGAAAGAUUUAAGGGUCCUGCAGACUUGUUUUUUAAUAUUAAAAACCUACUUGAACUAUUCUCUGACAUGUUUUGUCCAUGCUCCUUUUUUUUCAAAGUCUUCACUCUCCUGUAUGCAUCAAUUGCACCCAAUAGAAGUCCGCUAUUGUUAGCAAUUAACUGUGGAUGCUGUAUAUGCCAUAUGUGCAAACCAAAUGAUGCCUGCAGAAACUGGACAGUAUAUUUUAAGAGAUAAUGUGAGGAUGUUUUCUCAUGCCCGCGAAAUAACUUUUUGCUGCUUGUUGUAAGAUGUUCGUGAUUUCAUGUUUUCUGGUAUGUUCAAUUGGUGCUGGCCAUCAGUUUUCAGUAUAGCUUUACUAAUCAUUUUCCUUUUGUAAAACUUGAAGCAGAAUCCUGGGAGGAUGAGAAAGUACAGAUUAAGGUCUGAUUAUAUAGCUUGUCUUGUGAAUGUUACUACUCUUCCAGCAAUGUCAGAAUAAAGUUUUGUUUCUUGA